This is a messenger RNA of Brassica oleracea var. oleracea, 1591 nucleotides long. Its product is annotated as probable fatty acyl-CoA reductase 4. Gene Ontology annotation, biological process: long-chain fatty-acyl-CoA metabolic process; suberin biosynthetic process. The coding region runs from base 51 to 1529 and encodes 492 amino acids. Gene Ontology annotation, molecular function: alcohol-forming very long-chain fatty acyl-CoA reductase (NADP+) activity. The transcript is spliced from 10 exons. NCBI's taxonomy places the organism in Eukaryota, Viridiplantae, Streptophyta, Magnoliopsida, Brassicales, Brassicaceae. The record is from RefSeq and is a predicted model, not a curated record. Gene Ontology annotation, cellular component: intracellular membrane-bounded organelle.
GUAUUGUGACCAAAAACAAAGUAUUUUGUUCGUGCCUUAGUUUCUCUUCAAUGGACUCCAAGUGCGUCCAGUUUUUCCAGAACAAGACGAUUCUCAUCACCGGUGUUCCUGGUUUCCUUGCCAAAGUGUUUUUGGAGAAAAUAUUGAGGGUACAACCAGACGUGAAGAGGCUUUACCUUCUCUUGAGAUCAACAGACAAUGAAUCCGCCAUGGAACGGUUUCGCACUGAGGUUUUGGAAAAAGAUCUUUUUAGAGUGUUGAGGAACGAUUUAGGUGAUGCAAAUUUGAAAAUAGUGUUAAAAAAAGUUGUCCCGAUUCCGGGUGAUAUUUCUGUUGUCAAUCUGGGACUGAAGGACUCUGAUCUCUUACAACAUAUGUGGAAUGAGAUAGAAAUCAUUGUAAAUGUUGCUGCCACAACGAACUUCGAUGAAAGAUAUGAUGUUGGUCUUAGCAUCAAUACAUUUGGACCGCUCAACGUCCUCAACUUUGCCAAGAAGUGUGUUAAAGGACAGUUGCUUCUCCAUGUCUCCACCGCGUAUGUUUGUGGAGAAAAGCCUGGAAUCUUACCAGAGAAAACAUUCAAAAUGGGAGAAACGUUGAACUCUAAUGGAAAAUUAGUUAUUGAAACUGAAAUGGAGCUAAUGAAGCAGAAGCUGAAAGAACUGCAGAAACAAGAAUGUUCCGAAGAAGAGAUUGCACAGUCCAUGAAAGAUCUUGGAAUGUCAAGGGCGACGCUUCAUGGAUGGCCAAACACAUAUGUGUUUACCAAAUCAAUGGGAGAGAUGCUUCUUGGUAACCAUAGAGAAAACCUUCCUCUCGUUAUCAUCCGUCCCACGAUGAUCACUAGCACUUUUUCAGAACCGUUUCCCGGUUGGAUUGAAGGGCUAAGAACCAUAGAUAGUGUGAUUGUUGCAUAUGGCAAAGGAAGGCUUAAAUGUUUUCUUGCGGAUUCAAACUCAGUCCUUGAUCUUAUACCUGUGGACAUGGUCGCUAAUGCAAUGGUCAUGGCAGUGGCAAUACACGCCGGGAAGUCAGGCUCUCAGGACGUGUACCAUGUCGGCUCCUCUUGUAAGAAUCCAAUAACAUUCGGACAGCUUCACGACCUCGCGGCUCGUUAUUUUACUAAAAGCCCUCUUGUUGGACGAGACGGGUCACCAAUCAUAGUCUCCAAAGGAACGAUCUUGUCCACUAUGUCUCAGUUCAGCUUCUACAUGACCCUUCGUUACAAGCUACCUUUGCAGAUGUUGCGAUUGAUAAACAUAGUUUAUCCAUGGUGGAAUGGAAAUAAAUACAAAGACAUUGACCGCAAAAUAAAGCUGGCGAUGCGGCUUGUCGACCUCUAUCGACCUUAUGUGUUGUUUAAGGGAAUAUUUGACGAUAUGAAUACUGAGCGAAUGAGGUUGAAAAGACAAGAAAUCAAUAAAGAAAUAUAUGGUUCACUUGAAUUUGACCCCAAGUCUAUUGAUUGGGAAGAUUACAUCACGAACAUUCAUAUUCCCGGCCUCAUUACUUAUGUACUACAAAAUUGAAGCUUCUAUGCAAUAAUUUCUUUUAUAUUAUACUACGGUCGGUCCGAACUACGCGCAGAUUA